CUGGGCUGACUGGGCAGGAUGGAGUUCUGGAUCCAAUGAAACAUCAGAAAUCAGGAAACCAGGAAUCACAAAGGUGAGCAGAUGAUCUGGAGAAGACUGCAGAGCAAGACCGGACUUUUAACUGGGAGUUGAGUAGAUGGCUUAAUGAACUGAGGAACAGCAAGUGUGCAGGUGAAAAGUGAAGAAAGGCUCCACCUCUGCCCAGCUCAGGACAAACAAACACAAGAGGGAAGGGGAAAACUAGAAUAUACUAUAGGACCCUGACAAGCCCUAUUUUUUUAUUAGGAUUUUAGGUUUCAUCUCAUUCUGGAUAUCACUUACACUCUAUGGAGUUGAUGAACACUGCUAACAUGUCAUAUGAAAAGUCUUGGAGAAGAAAACCUUUGAACACUGUAACAUUUCUGAUAAUCAUGAUGAAUGUCUUCAGUGUUCUUAGCCUCACAUGUCAUCCUGCUGAGUACUUAAUUGACCAAGAAUGCUGUCCAAAGUGUCCUCCUGGAAGUCGAGUUAAAACAGAUUGUACACAGUUCAGAAGUACAUCCUGUCUGUCCUGUAUUGAUGGAAGUUUCAUGGAUGGACCAACAGGACGUAGAGAGUGCUUCUACUGUACAGACUGUGAUUCAGGUUCUGGUUUGAGGAUAAAGACAUCAUGCACAACAACAUCAAAUACAGUUUGUGAACCUCUGGAUGGAUUCUAUUGUACAGACUCUGAUAAAGACAACAACUGUAUAGCAGCACAGGAACACACAAGCUGUGAACCAGGACAAUAUAUCAGACACAAAGGAACGGCCUUCACAGACACUGAGUGCACUGACUGCAGUAGUGACACAUUUUCAGAUGGGACAUUUCCAUCUUGUCGGUCACAUACAAAAUGUGAUUCACCAAAUCUUCAGCUGAUAAAAGCAGGAACUGCUUCAACUGAUGCACAAUGUGGAGAACAUAGUUCAAACACAACAGUAAAUGUGGGCGCUGUUUGUUGA
Molecule: messenger RNA, 980 nt
Organism: Scomber scombrus (Atlantic mackerel)
Lineage: Eukaryota; Metazoa; Chordata; Actinopteri; Scombriformes; Scombridae
Product: tumor necrosis factor receptor superfamily member 14-like
Exons: 7
Coding region: 327-980 (217 amino acids)
Biological process (GO): negative regulation of alpha-beta T cell proliferation; immune response; signal transduction
Cellular component (GO): membrane; external side of plasma membrane
Molecular function (GO): transmembrane signaling receptor activity; protein binding
Source: RefSeq, a predicted model, not a curated record